Monopterus albus (swamp eel) is the source of this 5811-nucleotide messenger RNA. Its product is annotated as transcription factor COE1-like. The record is from RefSeq and is a predicted model, not a curated record. Lineage: Eukaryota; Metazoa; Chordata; Actinopteri; Synbranchiformes; Synbranchidae. Gene Ontology annotation, molecular function: DNA-binding transcription factor activity; DNA binding. Bases 1 to 2034 code for a protein of 677 amino acids. Gene Ontology annotation, biological process: regulation of DNA-templated transcription. The transcript has 18 exons.
AUGGUCCCUGAACGCCUCCGGUGUGGACAAGGGAGCAGCGGUGCUCACCUGGCCUUCAAGGAGAAGCCCGUGUUUGGUUCUCAGAGCCAGUCCUUUGGGAAGACUCACAAAGCGUUUUCCUCGGAGAGAGCGCGGAGUGGCGAGAGCUCGGGAGCCAUCCGCAGGAAGCAGCGCAGCUCUGGAGCACAACCCUCGUCCCGGACCAGUGGGCCGAGGGAGAAGAAGAGAAAGUACAGAGCGGAAAGAGAAAGAAAGAGGUGCGGAGAGAGACCAAGAAACGGAAGGACAGACACCAAGCUUCGGAGAUUUGUUCAUGUUUGCGAUCCAGGAGAGCAUCCAGAGAAGCGGAGCUGGAUGCAGGGGGGCGGCGUGCUGGAUGCCAACACGGCCGCCCAAAGUGGAGUGGGUCUGGCUCGCGCACACUUUGAGAAACAGCCGCCCUCCAACCUGCGGAAGUCCAACUUCUUCCACUUCGUCCUGGCUCUGUACGACCGACAGGGUCAGCCGGUGGAGAUCGAGAGGACCAACUUCGUGGACUUCAUCGAGAAAGAGAAGGAGACAAGCGGAGAGAAGACCAAUAACGGGAUUCAUUACAGGCUGCAGCUUCUUUACAGUAACGGCAUCAGAACAGAGCAGGACUUUUAUGUUCGACUCAUAGACUCCAUGACUAAACAGCCAAUUGUUUAUGAAGGCCAAGACAAGAACCCAGAGAUGUGCAGAGUGCUGCUGACACAUGAGAUCAUGUGCAGUCGGUGCUGUGACAAGAAGAGCUGCGGAAACCGUAAUGAGACACCCUCAGACCCUGUUAUCAUCGACAGAUUCUUUCUCAAGUUUUUCCUCAAAUGCAACCAGAACUGUUUAAAGAAUGCAGGAAACCCUCGAGACAUGAGGAGGUUCCAGGUGGUGGUAUCAACUACAGUGAGCGUGGAGGGACACGUCCUGUCAGUCUCAGACAACAUGUUCGUCCACAAUAACUCCAAACAUGGCCGACGGGCCCGCAGACUUGACCCAGCAGAAGGAACGCCGUCUUACCUAGAACACGGAGCCGCUCCCUGCAUUAAAGCCAUCAGCCCCAGCGAGGGUUGGACUACAGGGGGCGCUACAGUUAUCAUCAUAGGGGACAACUUCUUUGAUGGUCUCCAGGUCAUCUUUGGUACCAUGCUGGUUUGGAGCGAGUUGAUCACGUCACAUGCCAUCCGGGUGCAGACGCCUCCCAGACACAUCCCAGGGGUCGUUGAAGUCACUCUGUCUUACAAGUCCAAACAGUUCUGCAAAGGCACACCAGGGAGGUUCAUAUACACAGCACUGAAUGAGCCAACCAUCGACUAUGGCUUCCAGAGGCUUCAGAAAGUUAUCCCUCGGCAUCCUGGGGACCCAGAGAGGCUGCCAAAGGAGGUUAUUCUGAAGAGAGCAGCUGACCUCGUAGAAGCUCUUUAUGGUUUGCCCCAUAAUAACCAGGAAAUUAUCUUGAAGCGUGCAGCGGACAUUGCAGAAGCUCUUUACAGUGUUCCACGAGGACACACCCAGCUCUCCGGCUCCACCCACACCGGCAUGAUGGGGGUCAACUCUUUCACCGGGCAGCUGUCCGUCAAUGUCUCUGAACCUUCACAAGCCAAUCAGGGUUUCGUGCGUAGCAGCAGUAGUGUAUCUCCUCACGGUUACGUGCCAAGCUCCACGCCUCAGCAGACCAGUUACACUUCAGUCACCAGUGCCAUGAAUGGCUACACUAACAAUGCUGGCAUGACCAACCUGGGAGGCUCGCCCACUUUCCUCAACGGCUCCGCAGCCAACUCGCCUUAUGCUAUUGUCCCAUCCAGUCCCACUAUGGCCUCCUCCACCUCCCUCCCCUCCAACUGCUCCUCCUCUUCUGGUGUCUUCUCCUUCUCUCCGGCCAAUAUGGUGUCGGCAGCCGUUAAGCAGAAGUCCGCCUUCGCUCCGGUGGUCAGGCCCUCCUCCUCCCCUCCACCCUCCUGCACCAGCGCCAACGGGAACGGCCUCCAAGCAAUCCCUGGAAUGAUCAUCCCGCCCAUGUAAAGGUGUGAGUGCAUGACAGUGUGUGCGUGUAUGUGUGUGACUUUGUGCAAGAUGAACCAAGCACACUCACAUCGAUCCUGGCGGAGGAUUUUGUGCGAGUUAUACUCCGGUCGGGGAUGGAAGCAGCUGUCCCUGUUUGAAGGAACAAUCCCAACUCAGGCCCUUUCUAACAAAAUCAACAACAACAACAACUGCAAGAAAACAUGCAAAGAACAAAAAAAAAGACUUUGCAAGAAGAAAAUAAGUUGUUGAGACUUUGUACACCUUGAUGCUUUUAUAGGAGAAUGGCCACGCCUACAUUACAACUUGACACGAACACAGGAAGUGUAUUUAUUUUGGAAAGAAUCCAUUUCCUCUUUUGAGUGAUUGUUGAUUUUUUUCCCUUUGUGCAACAUGUGAUAAUCAUCUUCUAUCUGUAUUCUACAUGAGGGAUUUUCUAUUUAUGAAGUUUGGUUAUUAAUGAAGGAAUAUAAUGUGAAGAUGAUGGUGAUGAUGAUGAGUAAAAAAUGAUGAUGAAGAAGCUGCAGGAUUCAUACAGGGUCAAAUCCAGACAAGCCAACCCAGACACACCCUUUCACCCCUCUUUGCCAAAUCCACACACAACAGCACAAUUCCAGCUGAGAGUUCUACUUCUGCGUUUAAUGGAUCACUUUUAGCCAUUGAAGAAAUCCCACUUCGAGCGUGAUUUACGUACUGCUGCUCGCCGAUAUUUUCUAGAAAGUGCAAUUUUGUCUCUCACCCAACAGAAGGUUCUGUAAUUCAGUAAUUUAACAAACUAAGAACAAAUAAGAAAUUCAUUUCCACCACGAGAGGUUAUAGACUUGCCAACAGCAGCUUCACUGUUGAGGAUUUGACCCAACAAUUCUGCCACUGAGUUCGUCCAUCAGCCCUGUCACCACAUUUUAAAGUUGGACACGGCUACAGCGGCCUCUGUAAGAGGGGGAACAUGUCUUAAAGACUGCCACCACUUUGACUUUGUUGUGUGAGAUUUGCUUUCCCAUGUUUUGGUCUUAACAGAUUUGUUUUUUGUUUUUGUUUUUUUGGUUAGUUUGCUGUGUUGUUUUACUGUGAUCAGACAGCCAAUCAGACAGUUUUUUGUUACCUGCCCAUUGAUCUGAUUCAGUUUGAGUGAGAAAACUAGCCUGUGGUGUGUCCUAAAAGCUGUGCUGCAAAAAAUGUCAUUAAAGCUUCAACUUAGUCUUAAAAUUCUACCAGGGAAAAACUUGUGAAACCAUCUGUCACUGAGGCAGACUUUUUCAGAUCUACAGUGGAGCUGUAUCUAGAACGUAGAUGCAUCCCAUUUUUGCACUUUUUUAAAGCUACAGUAGUAGGGGUUUUUUUUUUGUUUGUUUGUUUGUAGAAAUUUGCUCCAAAACGUAUCUUAAUGUGGAGAGGUGCUGUCGAAGCCUCCUGUGACCUAGACUCACUGAACAGCCCUGGCAGCAGAGUCUAAAGGUUAUUGAGCAGGAUUGAUCUCUCUAACCAAUCAGAGAUUUUCAGUUAUCUGUGCUUGAUCAGUAAGUUUGUUGCAUUCCUAUUUAUUGUGAUUUCAUAACAACAAAUAUCUAAAGAGCGUGGUGGAGCAUAGCACAUUGUAGUAGAGGGAGUGCUGUGAGGAGCAGAGUAUGUUGAUUUGGAGGUUCAUGCUAGCGCUACCUUAAAGAGCCCAUGGCAUGCUCAUUUCCAGCUAUUUAAUGCUUAAUCUUGAGAAUCUCAAGAUUAGCUUUGCACCCAUCAUAGCUCCAAAGAGUCUGUAAUUAUUUCAGAACAAUAAAACCUGAGAGCCUCCUCCUGAAAAUGAGAGGAUGGUUCGUGAACGCACACAACUCCUGUUGUCAGUGUUGUCGCAAGAGGACAGCACAACAACCUGUGACAGCAUUAAUCAAUGUGAAUUUCUUUUCCAUAGAUAGGUAAACAACAGUUUAUGUACUGAUGACAAGAGAUGUGUAACACUCUAAACAAAGUGGGUAAUUGAGAAACCCCAUAUUUUAACCAGCAUAAAGCAGACAUAGUAACUUCUCCAGUCUUACAACAAUUCUUUCUAACGUUACAGAGUUUGUGAGACAUAUAAAUCAAGUUGCUAUUCAGUCAUGUUUAAGAUGAUAAUUCAUCGUAACACUGUAGAUAAAUCAGAAAACACAGAGGCAUGCCAUGGGCUCUUUAAGUUACAUAUUGUAGCUUUAACUCUGAAUUUCAUGUCGAAAAAGGACAUUUUUUGCAGCACAGGGCAACUAGCCAGCAACGUCUUAAUGUGUGAAAACUGGCUGAUGAUUUGUUGUGAAAGCCAGUGCUCCCUGGGCUCACAGCUCAGUGUGUGUGGUUCAACAGUCUUAAUUCAUUUAUAUUCUAUUAAUUUUGCCAAAGUCCUUAUUUAAGAAAUGAAUGCCUAUACAGUCUUAUACAGUUCAAUGUGUCUUUUCUUGUCACACAGUCAGAAAUAGUUAGCUAGUAAAUGCCAUAUCAUGUACAAUCGGCGCUUUGUUUUCAGAACAGCAGCAGGUAGUGCAUCUUUAUUGUUUGUUCGUCAUUCAGGUCAAUGACAUUUGCCACACAUAUAUAGUAUUUCAAAGUGAAUAUGGAAACUUAACUGGACAGAAAACCUACUGACACUGUAAAUCUUUCCUAUUUCUGUUUGAGGACACCUGGACGUCCAGUUGCUGUCAGUUUACUGCAGAGGAAGCAAACGCUUAGAAUCCAUCAGCUUUUAAAUUUUUAGUUCAAUGAGCGAGAGACGUCUCCUCAGCCAAACGUCAGUAGCCUCAGCAACUGAGACUGACAGUCUGUCAGUGAAGUCAGGAUGGAAGAACAGGGAUAUCACAGAGAAUAUGAUAAAUCAACAAAAGGCCUGAAAAGAUUCUUUAAAGCUCAAAUCCUUGUUCUCUCAUGCUUUGUCUCUCAUGUCUAGGAAUGUUUUUGUAUUAUAGUGUCUGUUUAUUAAAAGCCAUACUUCCACUGCUAAUUUCAAUCAAACCAAAAGAAGCCAUGAUGUAAUUUUUUUUUAUCAUUUGUAGUUAAGGAAGCAGGAGGAUGUUUAUUUUUUUGUCACAAUGUAUGUAUCUUUAUUGUUAAAGUUACCAUAACAUGUUGCAUUAUCUAGAUGUAGAGAUGCUAAAUAUGUCAGUAUGAUUAUCUGUGCUUGUCUUCCAUGUGAUGGAUUUUAAGUUGGAAUAAUGAAGGCUGAAAAGAUUUAAGAAAAAUCUCUCUCUCUGCCAUCCUUCCCCUUCAGGUUCUCUGCUCUCUCCCUCUGUUCAUUUCCCUCCAUCACUUUGUUUUGAUUGUGCUAUCAAUGCUCUUAUGUUUGCUCCCUCUUUCUUCUUGCUUUCAUUUCUCUUUUAAAAACGAGCCACCUAUUUAUUUGUUCUCAAACAUGGGUCUGGAGACCACUCUUCUGUUUUGUGUGCAUGUGAGAGUGACUGCAAGUGUGUGUAUCUGAGAGUGUAUGAUUUUUUUUUUUUAACUCUGGAAGAAAAAUGUGAUGUUUUAAAGCUGAGGGAUGUUUUUAUAGUACAUAUAUACAGUAAAUGCCUGUACAGGAAGGUGUAACUAGAGGGUUUAGGUUUAAGGAAGUAUGAUGGAGCACUUGUCCAGCAACAGUAAAGACAUUUACAUGGCUUGUCUGCAUUCAGGCUUACAGUGGUGGUCAUCAUUCAUCCACACAUUACCAUUAGUACCAGUGUGGACAGGACGAUUACAGAGGAAACUACUGUAAAGAUGAUAAUGUUGAUUUUUUUUUGUUUUGUUUUCUUUUGAACUUUGAAGUGUAAAAUAAUUUUUUGA